Messenger RNA from Sporisorium graminicola, 2820 nucleotides. RefSeq lists its product as uncharacterized. Gene Ontology annotation, cellular component: nucleus; cytosol. Gene Ontology annotation, molecular function: cysteine-type endopeptidase activity; cysteine-type deubiquitinase activity. The transcript has a single exon. Lineage: Eukaryota; Fungi; Basidiomycota; Ustilaginomycetes; Ustilaginales; Ustilaginaceae. The record is from RefSeq and is a predicted model, not a curated record. Bases 1 to 2820 code for a protein of 939 amino acids. Gene Ontology annotation, biological process: protein deubiquitination.
AUGAGCCCGCCGAUAUCAGACGCUGGCAUUGCUUCCGCUAGCUCUCUCGCGUCUGCAUCGACCACGCAUGACGCCCUCUCUUGGUCGAAAGCUGCCUACUCUGCGCAAAACACAUACGCAUCAGCUUCAUCGGCAAACACAAUAUCAAGCUCAUCUUCGAGUAAUCCUUUUCCAUCAGCAUCAACAUCAGCACCAGCAUCAGCAUCAGUACCAGCAUUAGCAUCAACAGCAUCGUCAUUAUCGUCCAGUACCUUGCCACCACAACUAUCAGCAGCAUCAACCGCCGACGCCCCUUCGUUUGUUUCGCGAUCAUUUAUCGACAACGCAGAGCCAGCAUCCAACCCUGUUUCCACAUCGUUGCAAGCUACACCACCAACCGCACCGUCCACCGAGACCGUACUGCUCUCACAAGCCAGCCGGCUUUCUCCACUGGCGAACCAAAAGAGGCAAGCAGCAGCAGUAGCCUCACCUCGCAGAACACAUCGCAUCGAUCCCUACCUCCAGACACUUCAAGACCCCGACGUGGGUGCCGCUUUUCGUCCCCCGUCUCCCUCCUCAGCCCCAGCUAUCACCUUGUCCUACCGCUGUCGGCCCGAGCCCAAGACGUUUCCUACCUGGACGGCUCUCCUUGAGUCUUUGCCAACGCAGCCAAGACUGAUUCCGCUAGCACCGCGUACAUCUGAGACUACACCAGCUCCGUCGUCCAUCUCUACCCAUCCCUCCUCGCCUCUCCUCUCGGAGCAUCCAGAUCUUGCAACUUCCUCGUUCACCGACGCUACCAGCAUCGCCGCUGCCGACUCCAUACCCUCUUCAGCUGUUGCUUCGGCCGUCACCACUCCGCAGAUCGCUGCACCCAAGCUCAAUGCAUGGGGCACACCCAAGGCUUGGGCUGAUGCCCUCGGUCGCAACGGGCUCCACUCCAAAGGCCCCAUCGGUGUCAGUGUCCAUGUGGGUCAAGACUCUACUUCCGGCGCCUCUGACGUUGGUUCGCCUUCGCUUGCACGCUCGCUCAAGGCCCCCACCACCGCUUCCAACGGUAAGAAGUCUGCUACCAGCCGCAAGUCUGGCGGCGGCACGGCUAACAUGAAAACUACCACCCUCAUGAGCCUCGAACGCCUACUGGCCGACGCGCACACUCGCUUCGACGCCCCUGUCACUCAUCCUCGCGGUCUCGUCAACAAAGGCAAUUUCUGCUUUGCCAACGCUAUAUUGCAGACGCUCGUCUACUGUGCUCCUUUCUACAACCUCUUCAGCCUCGUCGGCAGAGAAGUCCCCGCCGACUUUGGCAAUGCCACACCGCUCAUGGAGGCUGUCAUCCACUUUCUGCGCGAAUUCCAACCCAUCCACGCCAUGAGCACCGACCACUCGCUCGACUCGCCUCAGCUCGUGCACGACGCUUCCGAGCCCUUUGUACCCGAAUUUGUCUACGAUGCCAUGCGUCUCAACAAGCGCUUCGACCAAAUGCGAAGGGGUCACCAGGAGGACGCCCAAGAGUUCCUUGGCUUCUUCCUCGACACGCUCCACGAGGAGCUGAUCUCAGCGCAGCGUCGAUCUGCUAUCAAGCUGGCGCACUCGGCUGGAGGUCCUAACGGCGUCCUCGCAAACAUGUCCGAAGAGGACAAGAAGCUCAACGGUGUUUCCGAUGACGAUCUGCGACGCCUAGGAGUGCGCGUCGGCAAGCAGGAGAAUGCGGCAGAUGCCAUCGGUCUCGGUCUCGACUCGGCUUUCGAUCCGGACGAAAUCGUCGAGCGAGAAGUGCUGCGUCCCGUCAGCCCAUCCGAGGAAGGCUGGAUGGAAGUCGGUCAGAAGGGCAAGACGGCCUACACGCGCACCACGUCGACUUCUGAGUCGCCCAUCACCCGCAUCUUUGGCGGCAAACUGCGCAGCGUCCUCAGGACGCCCGGUGCCAAGGAUAGCGUGACACUCGAACCGUAUCAGCCGUUGCAGCUCGACAUCCAGCCUGCGCAUGUCCAGUCGAUCGAAGAUGCGCUUCUCCACCUCACCGAGCCCGAGAUCAUCCCGGGCGUGUGGUCGCCUUCGCGUGCCGCCGAGGUUGACGCCACCAAGCAGGUGUUUGUCGAGUCGCUGCCACCCGUGCUUGUUCUCCAUCUUAAACGUUUCCUCUACGAUGAGAUUGGCGGCGUGCAAAAGAGUCAAAAGCCGCUGUCGUACGGCACCACGCUCGAGAUUGCACCCGAGGUGUUAAGCCCGGCUAUGCGAUCGCAGCCUCGCCCACGCUACCGCCUCUUUGGCAUUGUCUACCACCACGGUCGAUACGCUUCGGGCGGUCACUACACAGUCGAUGUGCUCCGACAGGACGGUCACACGUGGCUGCACAUAGAUGACACCAUGUUCCACACGGUGCCCACCGAACACGUUGUGCGCAACGCCACCUCACCCAGCAGGGACUACGGUCACGAUGGUCUCGCCUAUCUACUGUUUUACCGCCGCGAGUUGCCUGGAGAAGCCGAAGCCGAGUCGGCAAACGAGGCGGGUAGCAAAAUGGGUGUGUCGUCAGCAGCUUCGGCGGUUAAUGGCAACCAUACCAGCACCACGCUCAGCCCGGCUUUGGCAGCCAAGGCCGCGCCAGCAUCGGCAUCAGCAGCUGCGUCGGUGGCGACGUCGACAGCAGCCUCGGUCAAGAGCAAGCAGCUACCGCAACAGCAGCAGCACAAGAAGACCUCCAACGGUUCGACCAACUCGGCGGCCUCGUCGCCGCGUGUGCCUCAAGCCUCUUCUUUAAAACCUGGAGCAGUGGCGGCGGCGGCACCGAGUGCAAGCAAGUCGGCCAGAAAGGUUGUGCCCGGCUGGGACCGCUAA